GUAGUUCCGAUUUCUGUAUUUUGUGGUAUAAUGCUAAUGAGACGGAGUUGGAUAUGUGUUAGACAGAUAUUUUGAAAGUUGAUCUACUCUUAAUUCAUGUUGCAUAAAACGAAUUGUUCGAAUUUAAAUUCAAUAGGUAUUUCAACUGUUCAGUGAAGAUGUUAGUACUUACGGCAAUUUAGGCUGCAUUUCCAUCAGAGUGGAACUUGAAUGAUUCAAGUUUUGUUUUGAUAGGUUAUAAACAAAAAAUAUACGUUACAAAUGUAUUCUGAUAGUCGAAAACGGGUAUGCCUGCCCAGAUCUAGCCUCACCAAUGUCUUCAAUUUUUCUCAAAAACUAUUACCUGGAAUAGGAAAAUCUACCAAAAGAGGGAUAAAAAAAUGCUGGAAGUGUGGUGUUUAUAAUGGAACUAGAAGCACAAUGUGCAAAAAUAAAAAAUGUGGAGUUAUAUUGAAAGAUUCCGAGGAAAAGUUGAAAGUCGAUUUAGAUGCUGUGAAAUUGAUUACUGGCGCGGAAAAGCAACUAUUUUCUGUUAGAGUUAGAGAUAUGGGGCCAGACUAUCGAGGAUUUGUUCAACUUCCCAUCUUUCAGUUAAAUUCUGAAGGAAGUAGUAAUGUUUGUUCAGAAGUAGCUCUAUGUUUUGUAGAUUCUUGCCAAAAUUCAUUUCACAAUUCAAUUUUGAGAUGUCACGAAGAGGACCAAAAUGCCACAAAUCUUAUUUGUGCCCACAUAAAAUCAGCUUUAGAGAGCCAAAGCACUGCAUCCCCAACAGAAUUGAAAGAUGAUGUAUUGCAUGCUUUGAAGGCUGGGAAUGAUGUAAAAGAGAAAUUAUAUUUAUUGGCAUCAGAAAAAGAAGGUUGUCUGGUCCAAAGAGUUUCAAAAUCUAUUAUGGCCGUCAAAUGCCAAGUUAGUCCCAAACAUCCUCUUGGCUAUUUGCAUUUUACAUUUUUUCGAGGAAAAGGAAGGGAUAUUUAUGAAAAGUAUUUUUGUAGCUGUGUAGAUUUCAAAGGUUCCGAACCCGUUAGUGAUAAAUAUGGAAAUGAUGGUCAUAAAUGUAUCCAUUAUUAUGCUUGCAUAUGGGCCUUAGGAAGUGAUCCGAAACAUUAUGGAGACUUUUCAUACUUCCGUAGAUGUGAGUUUUCCAACACAGAAAGUAAUUCUGUUAGUGAACUUAGUGAAGUUCCGGUGUCAUAUGAAUUGACAAAAUCAAAACCAUCUUUGCAAAAAGUCCCUGAAGUGAAAUUGAAAAGUAAAAAUCCAAAAAAAAAGUCCGAAGCGUUGAAGAGUAAUGAAUUUACAAGAAAGUGUCAAAGGAUAAUGCCAAAAGUUAUUCCAGUCGAAAUCAAGAUCCUGAGUGACCUGCCAAUAUGUAAUGACGCUGAUUCAUGGAGAUUCAUGGACUGGCUGUCAUAUGUAACAGAAUGUGUAAACCAAACUAUGAAGUUUGAAAAUUGUGGUUUGCUGAACACCCUUGGUUUCCAAAUUCCUGAGAACUUCUUUCAAUGCUUCAUGAAGAGAAUUCCCAAGGUCUAUAAUGUAUCAUUGAUUGGAGACUCUCUGAUAUACAAUGUGAUGAAUAUUUUGCACUUGAAAGAAAUUUUUGACACACCUCAGGUGAAGUUGAAAAUAUCCAAGAAAUUUGUGCACAUUGAGGGAGAAGGAUAUCUUGAGUACAAGGAUCAAGAUGAGACUGAACUGCAAAAUGGAGCCUCUCAGUGCAAGUUUAUAUUUUUUUUCAAUGUGGGGCAGUCUACUGUAGAUGAAAGCGAUAACACCAAUAAUUCUUUCUAUAUUGAGUGGACACCAUCUCUGAUGAAUUUUACGAAUAUUGGUCAUCUAAAAUUUCAGUACAAAUAUGGGCGGAAGAGCACAUAAAUCAUCAUUUGUGUUGGAAAAAGAACUGACUUGUUUGAGUAACAUGUAAUCUGAAGGAUAUGUGUGUCAAUAUGUUGUUGUGGACUUUUUCAAAUCUUGACCCCGACAGUAUUCAUAUAAUACAAGAAAAAUAGAUCACUAUUGUCUAAUAAGCACAACACUUCUUUAUAUCAAAAAGACUUCAUUUUUAGAGGAUGAAUAUUUUAUAAUAGAAUAUUUAUUAUAAAUGAAAAGAGCAAAAGUCUAGGCAGUAGGCAUGUUCAAAAAUAAUUUCAAGUCAUGUGUCUAGUGAAAACACUUUUUCUGUAACAGAACAAUAAUACUGUCUCUCAACAAUGUUACUGUAAUUUCGUGAAACUGUAUAAAUGAAUAAAUAAUUAGGCCAAAUA
Leptinotarsa decemlineata (Colorado potato beetle) is the source of this 2264-nucleotide messenger RNA. RefSeq lists its product as uncharacterized. Gene Ontology annotation, cellular component: nucleus. The record is from RefSeq and is a predicted model, not a curated record. NCBI's taxonomy places the organism in Eukaryota, Metazoa, Arthropoda, Insecta, Coleoptera, Chrysomelidae.